CUGUCAGCUCUCUGCUCAGACGGGCGGGAGCCAGGGCCCUGCUCGCUGCUCAUUGUCUGUGGCCCUGACCGGUGCGCCCCGGUGCCCAUAGUGCGGCCGGAGGGGCAGCCUCUUCUCGUCAUUGUAGUCAGCGCCGCAACUAUAAGAGGCGGUGCAGCCUUCAGUGGCCGCUCAGCCCACCAGCCAGGACAGCGAACCAUGCUGCCCGCCGCCCGCCUCCAGAAUUGUUAGAGCCAGACUGAGAACUCGCCUCUGUCGCCGCCGUCGCGUCCAGUCCCACCGUCGCGGGCAGCAGCCAAAGCCGCCACAACUGCAGCACAGAACCGGCCAGGCCAAGCAGGCCAUGGGGUUCUGGACGCUGCUGCCCAGCUGGGUUUCUGCUAUGUUGCUACUGGCACUGGCCGCUCUGCCCGCAGCCCUGGCCGCCAACAGCAGUGGCCGAUGGUGGGGCAUCGUAAAUGUAGCCUCCUCCACGAAUCUGCUGACGGACUCCAAGAGUCUGCAACUGGUGCUAGAGCCCAGUCUGCAGUUGCUGAGCCGCAAACAGCGGCGGCUGAUCCGCCAGAACCCGGGGAUCCUGCACAGCGUGAGCGGAGGGCUGCAGAGCGCAGUGCGCGAGUGCAAGUGGCAGUUCCGGAACCGCCGCUGGAACUGCCCUACUGCUCCCGGGCCCCACCUCUUCGGCAAAAUCGUCAACCGAGGCUGCCGGGAAACAGCGUUUAUUUUCGCCAUCACCUCCGCCGGGGUCACACAUUCGGUGGCGCGCUCCUGCUCCGAGGGCUCCAUCGAGUCUUGCACUUGUGACUACCGCCGGCGCGGCCCCGGGGGGCCCGACUGGCACUGGGGAGGUUGCAGCGACAACAUCGAUUUCGGCCGCCUCUUUGGCCGAGAGUUCGUGGACUCUGGGGAGAAGGGGCGGGACCUGCGCUUUCUCAUGAACCUGCACAACAACGAGGCUGGCCGCACGACCGUGUUCUCUGAGAUGCGCCAGGAGUGCAAGUGCCAUGGGAUGUCUGGCUCGUGCACCGUGCGCACGUGCUGGAUGCGGCUGCCCACGCUGCGUGCUGUCGGUGACGUGCUGCGCGACCGCUUCGACGGCGCCUCUCGAGUCCUCUAUGGCAACCGCGGUAGCAACCGCGCUUCCCGGGCCGAGCUGCUGCGCCUGGAGCCCGAAGACCCUGCGCACAAGCCGCCCUCCCCUCACGACCUCGUCUACUUCGAGAAAUCGCCCAACUUCUGCACGUACAGCGGACGCUUGGGUACGGCGGGCACGGCAGGGCGUGCUUGCAACAGCUCUUCUCCUGCGCUGGACGGCUGCGAGUUGCUCUGCUGUGGCCGGGGCCACCGCACGCGCACGCAGCGCGUCACUGAGCGUUGCAACUGCACCUUCCACUGGUGCUGCCACGUCAGCUGCCGCAACUGCACGCACACGCGCGUACUGCAUGAGUGUUUGUGAGGCGCUGCGUGAAGUCGGCAUCCUGGAAAC
Messenger RNA from Nannospalax galili (Upper Galilee mountains blind mole rat), 1486 nucleotides. RefSeq names its product Wnt family member 1 (gene Wnt1). The coding region runs from base 344 to 1456 and encodes 370 amino acids. The transcript is spliced from 4 exons. Gene Ontology annotation, biological process: cell fate commitment; canonical Wnt signaling pathway; multicellular organism development. Gene Ontology annotation, cellular component: extracellular region. The record is from RefSeq and is a predicted model, not a curated record. Lineage: Eukaryota; Metazoa; Chordata; Mammalia; Rodentia; Spalacidae. Gene Ontology annotation, molecular function: cytokine activity; frizzled binding.